AUGGGGUCCAACAGUGCCCCGCAAAAUGGCGCCGAGCAGUCCUCCGCUGCUGCACCCCACAAGAAACUACAGGGACGCCAAUUCUACGAGAGCAUAGGGAGUCCUAAGUAUAUUGUGGCACCUAUGGUCGAUCGGUCCGAGUUUGCAUGGCGCAUGCUCACUCGGUCCUUCAUGCCCGCAGACGAGCCGAAACCUCUCCUUGCGUACUCCCCUAUGUACCAUGCACGUCUUUUUGGCGAACACGCUAAAAUGCGUACGCAACACUUCCAGCCAACCCGCGAGGCGAACGGCGACACAGCGAGAAAGGACGACUUGUUUCUCGACGGAAACCCGAAGUUUGACCGACCCCUCUUCGUCCAGUUCUGUGCAAAUAACCCCGACGAAUUCUUGGAGGCCGCGCAACAUGUGGCUCCAUACUGCGAUGCUGUCGACCUCAACCUGGGUUGUCCGCAGGGAAUCGCGAAAAAGGGACACUAUGGAGCUUUCCUCCAAGAAGACUGGGACUUGAUCUACAAACUUAUCAAUCGACUUCAUACGGAGCUUUCAGUACCGAUCACAGCCAAAUUCCGCAUCCAGGAGAGCAAAGAGAAAACCUUGGAGUAUGCGAAAAUGAUUCUAUCUGCUGGUGCGAACAUUAUUGCGGUACAUGGGCGCAGGCGAGAACAGAAAGGUCACGAAACAGGAGUGGCGGACUGGAGCUACAUUCGGUACUUACGAGAUAACCUGCCCCCGGAGACUGUGAUUUUUGCCAACGGUAAUAUUCUGAAUCACGACGAUAUUGAGCGCUGUAUCGAAGCGACUGGUGCGGACGGCGUGAUGAGCGCGGAGGGGAACCUCUCUGAUCCUACCAUUUUCAGCAAGCCGCCACCAAUUGGCAGUGAAGGGCGAGAGUACUGGCGCGGACGAGAUGGCAAAGGCGGUUACCGAAUUGAUGCAAUCCUCCGAAAGUAUCUCGACAUUGUGUACGAAUACGUUCUCGAGCAACCAGUCCCAGAGCGGAAACCGCUUUACCUCCCAUCUGACCCUGUUAAUGAGGCAGAGGAGAAGGAAGAAGGGCAAGAUGCGGAAGCUGAAGAAGGCCCACCCAAAAAGAAGCAAAAGCGUGACAGGGUCAAGCGGACAAAUUCCCCCAGUCUCGGUGUCAUGCAGGGCCACCUCUUCCAGGUGCUCCGGCCAAUGAUUGCUAGCCAUACGAACGUCCGCGAUGCGCUCGCGCGCACGCGGCCCGGGGAUAUGCCUGCUUUUGAGCACGUCCUCGCCCUCGUGGAACAAGCCGUGAAGUCAGGACUAAAAGAAUAUGAGGCAUCGCCCGACAAAUUUGAGAGACAGCCCGAUGAAACUCUGACGGGGUCGAAGGCUACCAUUGCCGAGUACGGCCGGCCUUGGUGGAUUUGCCAGCCUCAUGUUCGCCCUCUUCCAGAAGAGGCUAUGGAGAACGGAGCCCUCACUGCUAAGGGGAAGGCGACUGUUCAGAAGAAGGAAGAAAAGAAAGAGUCUACAGAGACCGAUACACCGGCUUCUGAAGGUACUAGCACUUCUACCGAUGGCACUGUAACAAAUGAUGCUAGUGCAACCACACCGGAUAACCUUGUGAGUGGAUAA
This is a messenger RNA of Penicillium canariense, 1602 nucleotides long. RefSeq names its product tRNA-dihydrouridine synthase family protein. Lineage: Eukaryota; Fungi; Ascomycota; Eurotiomycetes; Eurotiales; Aspergillaceae. The record is from RefSeq and is a predicted model, not a curated record. The coding region runs from base 1 to 1602 and encodes 533 amino acids. Gene Ontology annotation, molecular function: flavin adenine dinucleotide binding; tRNA dihydrouridine synthase activity. The transcript has 2 exons. Gene Ontology annotation, biological process: tRNA processing.